Euleptes europaea (tarantolino) is the source of this 1246-nucleotide messenger RNA. RefSeq names its product ERCC excision repair 8, CSA ubiquitin ligase complex subunit (gene ERCC8). Gene Ontology annotation, molecular function: protein binding. Lineage: Eukaryota; Metazoa; Chordata; Lepidosauria; Squamata; Sphaerodactylidae. Bases 39 to 1226 code for a protein of 395 amino acids. The record is from RefSeq and is a predicted model, not a curated record. The transcript has 12 exons. Gene Ontology annotation, cellular component: Cul4A-RING E3 ubiquitin ligase complex; nucleotide-excision repair complex. Gene Ontology annotation, biological process: protein polyubiquitination; transcription-coupled nucleotide-excision repair; proteasome-mediated ubiquitin-dependent protein catabolic process.
AUGGCGGCGUUUCGGUCAAGUUUUUCCUCCUUCCUGUCAUGUUGGGCUAUAUGGUUGCCCGCCAAGCAGGUCUUGACGACCCGCUGAGGUUACGCCGGGCUGAGUCUACCAGGAGGGUUUUGAGCUUGGAGUUAAACAAGGAUAAAGAUGUUGAAAGAAUCCAUGGGAGUGGUGUUAGUACUCUGGAUAUUGAACCCGUUGAAGGACGAUACAUGUUAUCAGGUGGUUCAGAUGGCGUUAUUGUUUUGUAUGACCUAGAAAACUGUAGUGGAAAACCAUGUUAUACAUGUAAGGCGGUUUGUUCCGUAGGCAGAAGCCAUCCUAACGUCCAUAAAUUCAGUGUGGAGACAGUUCAGUGGUAUCCUCACGACACUGGCAUGUUUACAUCGAGUUCAUUUGAUAAAACAUUGAAAAUAUGGGAUACAAACACAUUACAACCUGCGGAUGAGUUUAAUUUUGAAGGAACAGUAUACAGUCAUCACAUGUCUCCUAUUGCUACCAAGCAUUGCUUAAUUGCAGUGGGUACCAGAAGCCCCAAAGUACAGCUUUGUGACUUGAAGUCCGGAUCUUGUUCUCACAUUCUUCAGGGACACAGACAAGAAGUACUGGCGGUAUCUUGGUCACCACGUUAUGAGUACAUCUUGGCAACUGCAAGUGCUGAUAGUAGAGUGAAAUUGUGGGAUGUGAGGAGAGCAUCUGCUUGUCUAAUUACCCUUGAUCAACAUAACGGGGAGCAGUCAAAAGCAUCUUCUGAAGCAGCAAAUACGGCCCAUAAUGGACGAGUUAAUGGCUUGUGCUUCACGAGCGACGGGCUUCACCUUCUCACCGUUGGCACCGAUGACCGCAUGAGACUUUGGAACAGUUCCAGUGGGGAGAAUACACUGGUGAACUACGGGAAGGUGUGUAAUGAAAGUAGAAAGGGACUCAAAUUCACCGUCUCUCAUGGCUGCAGUCCAGAAUUUGUGUUUGUGCCAUACAGCAGCACUGUUGCCAUUUAUACCAUUUACUCUGGAGACCUAAUAACUAUGCUUAGGGGUCAUUACAGUUCUGUCGACUGCUGUGUUUUUCAGCCUCAUUUUCAGGAACUUUACAGUAGCGGCAGAGACAGCAAUAUCCUUGCCUGGGUGCCAUCUCCGAGAGAACCGGAGCCCGAUGAUGCCUCUGAAAAGUGUGUAAAUCCAGCUUAUGAAGACGCCUGGAGCAGCAGCAGUGAUGAGGAAGGAUGAAUUCCUGGUGAACUGUUGAC